AUGUCGCAGUCCUUUCCAGGACUGUCCCUGAUAUGUGGAGACAAGGACGUAUCAGCAUCAUCCCAGACUGAGUCUGCACCAACAAUAGUGUCGUCUGGAAUCAUACCCCAAACCACACUGACGUUUCACCAGGCAGCUGACAUCAAAGGACAGCAGUUUGGUGUGACGGGCUGGUGGUCAAUGCGGUGGACAGACACUCGCCUGUCCUGGGACAAAAGCAACUACACCGGCAUCCCUGUAUUGCAGCUGGAUGACGACAAGCUAUGGACCCCCACUUUGGUAGUGGACAACUCCGUUAAUGACCUGUCGGCCAUUGACGAGGAUACCAUCCCAGUGCGUGUUAAUGACAAGGGCGUUGUGACGUGGAACCCACCGGGCCUGCUCCUGGUCACCUGUGAAAUGGACAUCACUUACUUCCCCUUUGAGGUGGGUGGCUUCUGUGAGUUGCAUGUGGAGUGCACACCGAAAAACGUCUUUCUGUUGAAAAUCGUACUCUGGCAUUGCUAUCGUAGUAGUUUUUCUUGUCGGCUUCGAUUAUCCUUCGUCUGAAAGCUACAGCAGUGAUAGCAACAUCAACAAUUACAGAAGAAGAAGAAGAAGAAGAAGAA
This is a messenger RNA of Aplysia californica (California sea hare), 608 nucleotides long. Its product is annotated as acetylcholine receptor subunit beta-like. Gene Ontology annotation, cellular component: membrane; neuron projection; synapse. Bases 1 to 549 code for a protein of 182 amino acids. Lineage: Eukaryota; Metazoa; Mollusca; Gastropoda; Aplysiida; Aplysiidae. The transcript has 4 exons. Gene Ontology annotation, biological process: chemical synaptic transmission; signal transduction; nervous system process. The record is from RefSeq and is a predicted model, not a curated record. Gene Ontology annotation, molecular function: extracellular ligand-gated monoatomic ion channel activity; neurotransmitter receptor activity; transmembrane signaling receptor activity.